UUCCCACGACUGAAAAAAAAGAAACAGUGCUCUAGAUAACAACCCCUUGCAUGUAAUGCAGAAACUAAAUCCACAGCAGAAAGAAUGCAUCUGGUAACUAGGCAACCAGCCUUCAAACUAACACCGAAAGAAAGACGACGACUCCAGUAAACACACACAGCUCUUCAACUUCUAACAAACUCACAAUAAAAUAAGUAAUGUCAUGAUGGUGCAAACAGGACCAGUGUACUUCUAUGACCAGCUAAAAACGAGGGCAGUUAAGCGAAGUAAGAAGAUCCCUGAAGAAUUACCUUCUGAUAUGAAGUACUUAAACAUUAAUCCUCGUCUGGCCAGCUUCAUUAACAGCCUGAACAGGAAUAAAAAAGGAGGUCCCGCUCAAGCUGAGAGGAAGCAAAAUCCACUUCCCAAGGAUGAAAAAAUGCACAAAGAAAAAUAUGCGGUAUUACCUGAAAUCGGCAGCUCUACUUUACAAAAGAACGCUGUGGAGAUCAGUAACCAAAAACUCAGCCAUGUCAUCACCGAUGAAGAACACUUCAUGAACCCCUUUGAUGAUUAUAAAUAUGUUGCUCCAACACUGUUAUAUGAGCUUGGGAAACUACUGCAAUUUUUCUCUCAGUAUGAGAUCAUUUUUCCUCAGGGUGUAGUGAAUGUGCUUAACUAUAGCUGGCAGGAGCUCAUCGAGGGUGCGGUAUACACAAAGAAACAUUGUCAGUCCUCCAAGAAGAUGACAACAGACACAAGUAUGGCCCCUGAGGAGAGUGACUACAAAGCACCUGGAGCAAGCACAGCACCCCCUGAGACUGUAGACAAUGUAAAGUACAUUAAAAAUAAGGCUAAUGCCACCCUUCUGGAGCACGGCAAGGAGAAAGCAGGCCAAGAACUUCCACAGUCCAAGCCUACAGGAAACAGAUCUCCUCAGAUUUUUGCAUCACAUGUACCAGUCACCAUCAGUUUCUCUAUGUCAUCAAGAGUAUGUGAAGAUAAAGGGUGGAUUUUUGAAAGAAAGGACUCUAAAUCUGAAGAAAUGGAAUUGAGAGGUUUAUUUUCCUGGGCGCUAGAGAGACUGCAGCUUGCACAGAUCCAAAUAAACAAACAAUUAUCAAGUUUAAAUGACAAGGGUUUCAACAAGCAAGUUAUUCUUCGACACUAUGGUGGUACCAAAAAGGAUCCAAUAUUGAAACAAAAAAAGAAUAGUAAACCUCCUGUAUUUGCACUGAUGAAUGGAAAACCACAUAUCCCAGAGAUCAGGCGGGACAAUCCAUCUCUGCAAAAACUCCACUAUGCUUUGAUAGAUGGCUCCUCAAUGGUUUAUUAUCCAACUGGGCAACUGGCUGUGUGUCAAAGUCACUCAGGCCUUUCAUAUGGAGGACUUUAUACUAACAUCUUCUCUCCAGAUGAAGAUAUUCUGGGUACAUUCACUCCAUUUGGACAUGGCAGCGUUUUUUUUCCUGACAGCAAUUGUUACAUACUGCACUAUAAUCAGACUGGUGGAGUAAUGAGUGACAAAGAAGGAGAGACUAUAAAAGAAUGGGACUGGCCAAAGAAAGGAAAAUUACCUGACCCUAUUACAUUACAGGUCAAUGAAUACCUCUCUAUUAAAAUUUCUGGGCAGUUUGCCAUUAGUUUGACUUACAAAUGGCAGCAUGAGUUUGUACGUUUAUUUCUCUCACCACUUCAGGACAUCCCUCCUCCACAGGCUGAAGAUCUGGGUCAACUUAUAACAAAUGAAAACUUUUCAUCAAGAACUGCCAAAGAAAUGGCCAAGGGGAACAGAAAGAAGGCCAAGGAGAAGGAUUUAAAGAGAAGUACAAAGAAAACUACAAUUUUAUCUGAGCUGGUAAAAACACUUGAAAUUCCUGAGGACCACAUCAGCCCUUCAAAUGACGUAAAUGCAGUGACUGAGCUCCGGAGACUACAACGAAAGAUCAGAAAUAUUGCUGAGGAUUGGAUGGAGCAUUAUAGUUUGGCUUCCGGACUUGAUUCACCUCACAUACAGAGGAUGUCUGACGCACCUCCCAAAACAUCACGCAAAAGGAAAGUCCAAUCUGCUACUUCUUUCCCAAUAAGUACACCCGUGUCGAAGACUCAGCCUGUCAUAGAAACAGAAACAGAAGCUAGGAAUAUACCAAGCAAAGAAGGUUCUCAGCCAUACGGACGCUUUCUGUCAGCACCUGUCCGUGCUCCUUUUACACGCUGGGAUAGAUCCCUAAGCUCUGCUUCCCCCAGGCCUUCCUCAUUGUCAAGCACCAAAAAGGAGCACACAUCUGCUGAUCCAAUCUUUAGUAAAAGUCUAUCCGGCUUAAAUAUUGUUAGUAAGUCAGUGCCUGAAACAGCACUAUCAGUUCCUGUAGGUAUUCUUGAACAAGAAUCUGAAAAGCUAUGGCACACAUCACACUACACAUGCCCUGUGGUCUUACAGAAAGUCCUGUUGGGUGAGGAAGGUGGGAUAUGUAGGUGUAGUAACCACCAGAUCCCCUAUGUCACAGACCUGGAGUUUGACCAGCUUGUUAACAAUAAAUUGUUGCCUUCAAAGCAAAUCAUUGUUAUAUGUGUUGUGUCCUCGCUGGAUUCAGAGGAACAGCACAGACCAGAUGUGCUUGAUCAAUUGUAUGAAAAAAAGAACAAAUACAGAAGUAUGCCAUGCAUGCAGAGCCGACUAGACUCUUUCCGCCUAUUGAAGUACGACAUUACCAAUUGCAAUCUGUACACUGUUCACGAGGAUCCUUUGCUUGUUCAGAGGCACAAUGCAGCGCCUGGAAUGUUCCUGAUGUAUAUUUAUGGGAAGCUGAUGUUUGCCAACUAUAUUUUAAAUGGCUAUAGCAGAUCCAUAAAAGAUCUUCAGAAACAAAUAGUGAAAACUAGGAAUGAAUAUCAGACAGGAAACCAUUUGCCCAGCGACUUUAAGUUUGGAUAUGACAGACAUUUGAACGUUUCUUCAAUCAAUGCAAUGUAGACAUAAUACAGUUCUUGAAAUUGCCUCUCCCAGAUAAUAUUGAUUAAACCAGGACAUGAUGUACAAUCACCCCCAUGGCCCAUGUACCAGUGUAUGAAGAAGACGGCUCUGUUCCUUAUGACAGAUGUAAAGCAUAUUCUAAAACAUGUAUAAAAUAACCCACAUACUAGAACUGUGACCACUCAUCAUGCCAGCCUGUAUGACAUGGUCUUCCUGCUUCAUCACUAAGAUCUCAACAUCCAGCUAACCAUGAUGCAGAAUAAAAAUGUUGUCAACGUGA
Rana temporaria (common frog) is the source of this 3233-nucleotide messenger RNA. RefSeq lists its product as uncharacterized. The record is from RefSeq and is a predicted model, not a curated record. Bases 203 to 2953 code for a protein of 916 amino acids. Lineage: Eukaryota; Metazoa; Chordata; Amphibia; Anura; Ranidae. The transcript is spliced from 18 exons.